GUUGUCUGGUACAUACAAGAUGCCACAAGAAAAACACACUCAAACAAACGUAUGGACACUGACAUCCUAUUGUAAGUAUUUUAUUUUAUUUAUAUUCUAUCUAGCAUUUCAUGUGGCUUCUAUUGUCAUAGACUUUCCCCUGAGAACAGUGUUGAAAAUGUUCUACUUGUGGGAUUAAACAAGUAAUAUGAAUGGAAUUUCUUAUUACAUUUACAUUUACGUCAUUUAGCAGACGCUCUUAUCAAGAGCGAAAACACGACUUUUUCAGUGUACAAUGCUGUGUGAUUGGAUAUUUUGUCAUGGACUAAUACAGUUUUGCAUAAUUUCUAUGAUGGGCAAUGCAUUUAGGCUGUUGCACAUUGUUUACAUUAAACGGUUGUACACAUGGUUAUCACGGUUAACUGAUAAACCACACUCUGUUGUCUUCAGAUUCAACCAUAUCAAUAUUUAUCAUUGCAGUCAGUGACGUGUCUUAUUGCAGUCAGUGUUUUAUUUUUACUUUAAUCUGACAAAGUGCUUAAUUUGCACUUUUAUGGUCUAAAUGUCUGAACUUAAAUAGCCUUUUUUGCUACAUUGGAAUUUGUAUAGAGACAAAAAAUAUCUAUUUUAUUUUAUAAGUAAUUCACCUGACACCUGAAACCGUAACAAUAAGAAAUAUGAAUAUUGAAAAUAUAUACUGUAGGUCAGGGAUCAUCAACUAGAUUCAGCCGCUGACCGAUUUUUUUCUUGAGCGGAUGGUGGAGGGGCUGGAACAUAUAUUCACUCUGGCAAUCUACUCCGAUUUCAGAGCACUCUGUCUGACUGUGCCAGAACGCAGAAUAACUGAUGAAUUAACGAAUGUGCAACACCUGUUGAAUAUGACCGGUGUCAGUAAACGUCGGCAAAAAAAAAAACUAUUUCAUUUGUUGCCAGCAGCACAGUUGCAGUCACCACAACGCUCUGGAUAUCAUGAAAGCAGCCUAACCAGAUCUGCUAGGGCGAGUAAAAUGGUCAGAAUGUGGUGUUCUCUCAUUUGUGUCUGUAAGUAGUUUGCAAGCUAGCCAACUUUAGCCAGUUAGCUUGGGUGCUUGACUGCCGUUGUGACAGAACGCUUGGAUCAACCCUACUGUGGCUCUGAACGCUCCGAGAGUGAAACGCUCUGAAUUUACGAACGGACAAUCUGACAGCGCAUUCAAUCUACGAACGCCCUGAGUGCCCUCUGAGUGCACUCCAGAGUGAAUUUAUGAACACACCCAUAAUUACAAAUCAUUAGCAGACUUCAGAUUGACCACAGAUAUAAUAUUUGACAAAAAAAUAGUAAAUUCAAACCUUGUAUACAAUCACAUCUCUCUAUUAUGCAUGGGAAUACUUGGGAACAGAUUUCCAAAAAUAAAAUCAAUUGGAGCUGAUUUCCUUGUGUUUUUAGUCUAUUAUGUCCAACAACGAACAUUCAAAAUAAAUAAAAUAAUUACAAAAAUAAAUAAAAAUACAUAUAUAUAUAUAUAUAUAUAUAUAUAUAUAUAUAUAUAUAUAUAUAUAUACAGUACCAAUCAAAAGUUUGGACACACCUACUCAUUCAAAGGUUUUUCUUUAUUUUUAAUAAAUUCCAUAGUUUUGAUGUCUUCACUAUUAUUCUACAAUGUAAAAAAAUGUAAAAAUAAAGAAAAACCCUUGAAUGAGUAGGUGUGUCCAAACUUUUGACUGGUAGUGUAUAUAUAUAUAUUAUUUUCAAAUUCGGCCUGCGUGCCGCCAGUUGGGGAACCCUGCUGUAGGUUGAAGUCUUGUUGCUAGCUCAUGCUCUACUGACUAGUCUGGGUUUAUGCAGCUUAUGGAGAUUGAGCAGAUGCAGAGGGCAGAGAGCUGAGACCUGCUGGAUUUAUUUAGCACACCUCAGACAGACAGACACUCACACACCUGCUGUUUGUGUAGAACCAGACUGUGGCAGACUACACAGGUCCAAAGAUGUGUCAGACAGCUGGUAGGCUACCGUGUCUGAAUGUGAUCAGACAAUCAGACUGUGCCAGCCAGGUCAGCCACAUAGUUCCAUAACAUGUAGAUGAGAAUAUGCAGUUAUGCUGUGCAUUUUAAAACAAUAAAACAAACCCCAUUGUGGAAACCGAUGGACUAGUUUAUGGAUAGUUUAUGGGGAUAGCAAAAGGGAUAUACAGUAAGCAGGUAAUGCACAGACCCAAUGAAUAGUGUAUCCCGAAAGGGAUAGGAAUGCACUAUGGGUACAAACAAUGUUACUUAGUUGAACCAGGUACUAUAACCCACACUCUUAGAAAAAAAGGGUUCCAAAAGGGUUCUUCGGCUGUCCCCACAGAAUAACCCUUUUCCCCCCCAGGGAGAACCCUUUUUGGUUCCAUGAAGAACCCCUUUGGGUUCCAUGUAGAACCCUCUGUGGAAAGGGUACUACAUGGAACCCAAAAGUGUUCUACCUGGAACUAAAAUGCUUCUACCUGGAACCAAAAAGGGUUCUUCAAAGGGUUAUCCUAUGGGAACAGCCGAAUAACCAUUUUACGUUCUAGACAGCAUAUUUUUUUCUAAGAGUGCAGUUUAUGUAAUCACACAAAUAAUACUAACCUUUGUCAAACAGAUUUCAAACAGUAAAGAAAUGAUCAACUUUUACAUUAAGAUCUACAUGGCUCUGGAGUCUUCUGGACUUUAUUGGCCCUGACCCUGAUCACCUGACAGUAGCCUCUGUUACCUCAGCUGACUUAUAUAAGUCUAUGGUUUGCACGUCGGCCCUGUGUCAUAAUGAGCUCUUCUUUCAGGUGGGAACUGAGGAGAAGAUGGUGGCCGCAGUGCUCACCUUGCUCUGUUUCACCACAACUGAACAUGUUCAACUUGAUAACCAACUGCUGCAGCUGGAUCUCCAAGCUCCAGCAACCCAUCAGGUAAGAACGACUUUCUCUCAAAUGGAUUAACUCAGUCCCCCAGUCACUUGCGAUUACAAAUACUGUGACUUAAAUUGCUCCAUAUGCUAAUUCCAGCCCCAUAUCUUGUAUUUUCACACAGGAAAGUCAAUGUACUGGUGGUCGGUCUUGACAAAGCAGGAAAAACAUCCACUGUCAGGGGGAUGUUAAGAGGUAAUGUAACAGUGACGUCAAUACAAAGCAAUUAACAGUAACCAUGCAGCAGACGUAACACAGAAAUCUGCGUAUGGCUGACUGAAGUCAUCUUAUAACUAUCCUCGCCGUCUGCAGUGCCCCCAGUGGACGUGGGUCCAACACAUGGGUGUGUCCGCACAGAGCUGAGAGUGGAAAACUUCCUGGUCACCCUGCUGGACAUCGGUGGGGCCUCGGAGGUGCGGGGGUCCUGGAGGGAUCUCUAUGGGGAGGUCCAUGGGUUCAUCUUUGUGGUGGACUCCAGUGACCGGCAGAGGAUUAAAGAGGUCAAGGAGCUUCUGACGGACCUGCUGAAGCAGCCUAGAGUGGCGGGAAAACCACUACUGGUGUAAGGACUACUCCUUAUAUCAAGUUUGAAUUAAUGUGAAUAUAAUACUUGAUCAAUAAAAAAAGUAAAAAAGUAAAGUUCUAUUUGUUCUAUUUAUAGUUUAUAACUAUUUUAUACAAGGUUCUAUGAGGUGUACAGGACAAAGUGGCAGAUGAUCUAUACUACCUAUACCCAUUUAAAACCUUAGUGUUGCCAUUUACAGUGGGCAAGGAAGGACAGUAGCAAAAUUGAUUAGUGCUUUCAGUGUAGUGUUUUCCUUUUUUGAAUCCACUGAAGAAACUUUGUGCUUUGUUGUUGUGUUUUAGGCUGGCCAACAAGCAGGACAAGAUGAACGCCCUGCUGGGAAGUGAGAUAAUUGAGCUCCUGUCUCUGGAGAGACUGGUGAACCAGAGCCGCUCUCUGUGCCACAUUGUGAGUCUAGUUCUCAUACACAUCACUCUCCACACAACUAGACAGCCAGACAGCCAGACAGACAGACAAACAAACAAACAAACAGACAGACAGAAAGACAGAUUAUGUUUAUUAUGUACAAGAGACAGAUAGAUACAUAGACAGACAGAAAUCCAUGUAGGCUACAUAGAUUUGAUUAUGUUGUGCUUUUUCACUCUAGGAGCCUUGCUCAGCCUUAAUGGACCUGCGUAGGUGGACAGACAGGAAGACGCUGAGGGGUCUUCGCUGGCUUCUGCGUGCUGUCAAUCUGGAUUACCCAGAACUCUGUUCUCGCAUAAUCAGGGACAUCAGGGACAGGAGACCUCUAGCACCAGAUGGGAGGGACAGGAGUGGGAAUAUAGAGAGGAGCCGCAGCAAGCCCAAAGAGGAAAGGUAAGAGAGACCAUAACUAUCCCAAUGGGCACAAAUUGGUUGAAUCAACAUUGUUUCAACGUCAUUUGUCAAUGCAUUGUGACGUGGAAUCUACGUGGAAAAUACAUUGGAUUUUUUAAAAGUCAUCAACGGAAACUGUUGUUUUGAGGGUGAAGUUUCAGAUAGACACACCUUGUAUAUAAUAUGUUGAAUUUGUACCUUUGAAACAAUGACAGAUCUCGUGAGAAUGAUUAUUGAGAGAUCUCUUAAUAACUAAAUAUAUUCACUGUUGCUAUUGAAGUCAUUCCAAAGGGUAGGUUUAACAGAGCAAAUGAAACAUGUCAACACUUUAUCACUCAUAUAUCUUCAAUGAUACUAUUUAGGCCUAUAUAGCAUUUGCAAUGUCAUCAACAGCUAUUGUUGAAUUUAUUAUUAAACAAUAGCGCAAAGAUUUUAUUCAUGAUCUUUUGUUUUACAAUACAAAACAUACACAUACAAACGAUAACAUACAGACUCACACAAACAUCCACAACAUCACCCCUGCCCAGACCCACCUGCUCACACCCCCAUCUCCAGUGCCCGUAUCACUCUCCGCCACAUGGCCUCAGACUGCACCAUUUUCUUUCUCUCUGUCGCCCACACACUUUCAACAUUUAGAUAAUAAAGCAUUUGACCUUUCCAUUUUGUUAACGAUGGAGGAUUGGUAGAGUUCCAGACAAGUUAACAAAUGAUAUGUUGAAUUCACAUCUCCAAAUAAACAAAAAAUAAAAGUUAAAGAAUAGGAUUAAGUCAGUGGCUCAGAUGAAACUAUCCAGGCAUAUUCUUUAAAUGUUGAUAUUUGGUUGCGUUGUCAGCCAAACAUAAUUCAAUAAUAUUUUUGUAAUACAGUAAAUAGCCUAAAGUAUUGGCUAUCUUAGAAACUAAUGUAACAGUAUUUAUAAUAAUAAUAAUAAUAAUAAUAAAUAAGUAAGUAUUUAUUCAACCUUAAAAUGAGUAACACUUCCAUGGCCACAUUUUGAGGUUACUGUAACUAUAAAUGUCUUCUUAUGUAAUCAUAGAAAGCGUGCAUGUUCAAGAUAGCAUGCAAAGGUAGCAGGUCUGUGGAGAUCUUCACAAUUGCUGUAAAAAUCUGCGCAGAAUCUUGAACAGCAUUGAUCACUUGCACUAUGUACUUUUAAUGUAAUCUCAACUGCAAUCCAGGUCAUUUGGUUCUGCUAUUAGAUCAAGCACAGUGAUAACCCAUUAAGUUGUUGUAUAAAUACAAAAUGUCUGACAUUGUAUUCCCAUUUGAACUUUGUUGUGCUUUCAAAUGGUUGAAAGCACAGUGAUAAUACAUUUAGAUGACAACUAAACCAAAAAUGAGAAUGUGGUUUUAGAUGGUUGAAGGCAUACAUUGGGAAUUCAACAAACUUCUGGAUGUCUAUUUUAGUCGGUGAAUGAAGGUUGAACUCUCAUUGAUCAACUUCUCAACCAAUUAUUACCCACAUUUCCACGUUGAAAUGACAUGGUGUGCCCAGUGGGAUGUGCCUUCAGUUAGACUCCCAGAAUAUAAUCUGUCUUGGCCAAUGUGUUGAUAUUGCAUUCACAGAAUAUGUAUCCAUGAACUAUUUCAAAGACAUGGCCUAACUAUGUUAGCUAAAGCAUCAUGGCAUGGACCGUUUCUCAUGUGAAAUGUCUCUGUGUAGAAUCCGUGCCAGCAAAAAUGACCUUCGUAAAGUACAACGCCCUCAAGAAAAGGACCAAAGACCCAAAACUCCCUCACUACAACCCAUUCGAAACAUCUUGAAAAAGGUAAAGAAAUUGACAUUUACAAAUCCACUGAUAAUCGUUAGUUGUAGAUCCAUUUGAUCUUGAUAAGAUUCCAAUUGAUUAUUUGUAGUAAAGCAGUCUACUAGUUUUAGUACAUCUGGAGAUGUACAUUCAUUUUCAUUGCUGGAAUAUGUGAACUGAAAAGCCUUAUGUAUUGUAGGAGAGCACUCUGAAAAAGAGGCUAAAUAAAAAGAAGAAAAAACAGGUGAAGAUUAAGGACACAGAAGAGAAAAGUGAAGGAAGAGAGAAUGCGGAGGAGGAGGAGGGGGAGGAAGGUAGCACAGAGGCGGACCCGGAACACAGUGUGCAGAAAGAGAAGUCCAACAGUCCCCUAAUACCUCCGAAACGAAGGAAGCUGAAACGUAAAGCCAAAGUGAAGGAAGAGACCCAAGAUCUCCCAGAAUCAGUUGACAAUGAAGACAAAGACAAAUCAAAUAAAGGUAGCUAUGCUCCUCAAACAAUACAACACUCUGUCUCCAAUGUCUUGGCGUAUGCUUUAUGAUUUAUUAACAGGUUACAACAUGUUAUUAGUACUUUUGAAUAUUGAAAUGUGUAUCUGAGUUGAUAACAUUCACAUUUCCUCAUCUGUUGAUAAAGGGGACAAGAAGAAGAAGAAAAAAGUGGUGAAAGUGAAAAAGAACAGGAUAAACUCUGAGGAGGUGCCAGGAGCAUACUCCCAGACAGUUGACCUCUCCGCGACCUUUGGUGAGCCCCCAGUCUCUCCUUCAUAACUCGCACUGAAAUGCAACGGCAAAAUGAGACGGUCUGAGGCUCAAAGCCCAUUUUAAACAAGAUAUGUGAUUUCCCUGUUUCUUGAUAGAUCUUUACCGAAAAGCCAUUUUGGCUCUGAAAGAGCGGCAGGAUCAGGGCCAGUGAGAGGAGAGGGCUGAGAGGGGGAGAGAGAGAGAGAGA
Coregonus sp. 'balchen' is the source of this 6957-nucleotide messenger RNA. Lineage: Eukaryota; Metazoa; Chordata; Actinopteri; Salmoniformes; Salmonidae. The record is from the annotation of a GenBank genome assembly.